GGUUCUCCAGAUUUAAUAGCUGCACGUUCGGUUGCUGAAUUUCUUGGCACUGAUCACCAUGAAUAUACCUUCACUAUUCAAGAAGGUCUUGAUGCUCUUCACGACGUCAUAUAUCAUUUGGAAACUUAUGAUGUAACAACUAUUAGAGCUAGUACUCCAAUGAAGCGACGAAAUGCUUGGAGCGCUCCAUCUGCUGUUGAUUUUCACAAGGAAACUGUUGAUCGUGUAAAGAACUUGCACACUUCUGAUUGUUUACGUGCCAAUAAAUCAACAAUGGCUUGGGGACUUGAGGCUCGAGUACCAUUCUUGGAUAAAGAUUUCCUUGAUGUUGUUAUGACAAUUGAUCCUGAAGAAAAGAUGCCUAAAGAUGGAAAAAUGGAAAAAUACAUCCUUCGUAAAGCAUUUGAUGUUUCAACAACUGGUGAUUCUCAUCCUUAUCUACCCGAUUCGAUUCUCUGGCGUCAGAAGGAACAAUUUUCCGAUGGUGUAGGAUACAGCUGGAUUGAUACUCUUCGUGACAUUAGUGAAAAAUCCGUUACAGAUGACCAAUUAGCUAAUUCUGCUAAACGUUGGUCUAAAGAUCCUCCACAAACUAAAGAAGCCUAUUGGUAUAGAGAACAAUUUGAAAGUUUAUUCCCAGGUGAUUAUUGUACCGAAAGUGUAGUAAGAUGGAUUCCAAGAAGAGAUUGGGGAUGUCCUGAAGAUCCAUCUGGUCGUGCCCAGAGUGCUCAUAAUUCUUCUUAUAAUCAAAAUGAUUUGAAUCGAUUCCAACCUCGUGAACAUAUUUCCGAGCGUCAACUAUA
Messenger RNA from Racocetra persica, 803 nucleotides. The record is from the annotation of a GenBank genome assembly. NCBI's taxonomy places the organism in Eukaryota, Fungi, Glomeromycota, Glomeromycetes, Diversisporales, Gigasporaceae.